AUGUUGACAGAACGUCCCGUCGACUUUUCGCUGAGCGGCGGGCGCGAGUCGCGCGCGAGCAGUGACGCGCCCGCGGACUCCGACGACGAGGACGACGACGAGAUCGACGUGCUGGGAGACGAGACGCCGUCGCCGACCCCGACGCCGACGGCGACGCCGACCCCGACGACACCGACGCCGGCGCCUACGCCGGCCCCGACGACGCCGACCUUGACGUCGACGUCUACGGUCUCGACCCCGACGUCGGCGCGAAGCGGCACCCUGCCGACACCUCUGUCGAGACGCGGCACGCCGCCGAGGAUUCUUCAUCCGACGAUUCAUCCGCAUCCACAUCCGCAUCCGCAUCCGCACUCGCAUCCACACUCGCAUCCGCACUCACACCCGCAUCCACACACGGUCGGCCUGCACCAUCAGCCGCAGCACGUCCAGCAUUCCGCCCAACGCCAGCAUCGCUGA
This is a messenger RNA of Temnothorax curvispinosus, 456 nucleotides long. Its product is annotated as beta-mannanase/endoglucanase A-like. The record is from RefSeq and is a predicted model, not a curated record. Bases 1 to 456 code for a protein of 151 amino acids. The transcript has a single exon. Lineage: Eukaryota; Metazoa; Arthropoda; Insecta; Hymenoptera; Formicidae.